Messenger RNA from Trichobilharzia szidati, 1123 nucleotides. The record is from the annotation of a GenBank genome assembly. NCBI's taxonomy places the organism in Eukaryota, Metazoa, Platyhelminthes, Trematoda, Strigeidida, Schistosomatidae.
GGAUACUUAACAUUGCGCGCCAGUUGAAAAAGGCCAUGGAGACGUGUAAUUCUGGUUGCGGAGAUGAAAAUCAUGUUACAGAGAAUGUGAGAACUGAAAAUCCAUCAGUGGAUUUAUCUUUCUUCCCUGAGCAUACAUUUGGUGAAAAUGGCUAUUUAAACUUGCUGCGAUAUAUACUUGCCAAAGGUGUAGAGCGGACUGAUCGUACAAAAACGGGAACAUUUGCGGUGUUUGGUCCACAGCUUCGUUUUUCUCUUAGAAACAAUGAGUUUCCUCUCUUGACUACAAAAACAGUAUUUUUUCGUGGAAUUGUAGAAGAGCUCCUGUGGUUUAUUCGUGGAUCUACUAAUUCUCGUGAACUUGCGGAGAAGAAAGUACAUUUUUGGGACGCAAAUGGGUCCCGCGAGUUUUUGGAUAAUUUAGGUUUCACAGAACGUGAAGAAGGCGAUCUAGGUCCAGUGUAUGGUUUCCAAUGGCGUCAUAGUGGUGCGGAUUACAUAGACUGUAAAACUGACUAUACUGGUCAAGGUGUGGAUCAGUUAGCCGAUGUGAUAAAGCUGAUAAAAGAACGUCCAUGGGAUAGAAGAAUUAUGAUUGUAGCUUGGAAUGUAAGGGACUUGCCUAAAAUGGCGCUUCCUCCAUGUCAUUGUCUUGUUCAAUUUUUUGUUGCAAACGAUGAACUGAGUUGUCAGUUGUAUCAGCGUUCAGGAGAUAUGGGUCUUGGAGUACCAUUCAAUAUUGCCAGUUACGCUUUAUUAACUUGUAUGAUUGCCCAUAUUACUGGAUUAAAACCAGGUGAAUUUGUGCAUACAUUGGGUGAUGCACACAUUUAUUCAAAUCAUCGUGAAGCAUUACUUGAACAGGUUAAACGUGUACCACGACCUUUUCCAAAAUUAGAAAUAAUACGUGAAGUGAAAGAUAUCGAAGAUUUUAAAUAUGAAGAUUUCAAACUUAUUGAUUAUAAACCUUAUCCAAAAUUACCUAUGAAAAUGGCAGUUUAAAGGGAAUGAAUAAUCAGUCUACACUGUUGGUAUACUACUGUCAUAGUUUGGAUAUGAGGCUUUUUCCCCCUCUGAUUAUGUAUAAGUGCUAAAUAUCUAUUUGAUUAUUAUUUUUUUAAACA